Messenger RNA from Dicentrarchus labrax (European seabass), 3362 nucleotides. Its product is annotated as glycerol-3-phosphate acyltransferase 4. Gene Ontology annotation, biological process: triglyceride biosynthetic process. Gene Ontology annotation, molecular function: glycerol-3-phosphate O-acyltransferase activity. The record is from RefSeq and is a predicted model, not a curated record. The coding region runs from base 651 to 2024 and encodes 457 amino acids. Gene Ontology annotation, cellular component: endoplasmic reticulum. The transcript has 13 exons. NCBI's taxonomy places the organism in Eukaryota, Metazoa, Chordata, Actinopteri, Moronidae.
GCCGUUUCCAGAGUACGUCGCCUGUACCGUCGAGUCUCCCGUUGUCUGCCCAUGUUGUCCGCCGGGUGGAGUUUGGCUACAGACAAAAGACUGCUGAUUGACCAGUGGAGCCCUCUUACUGUACCGGGCGGACCGGGACCAUAACGCCACUGAAGGACACACUGAAGCUGCAGAGCCACCACCCUCUCUCCCUUUGGAUUUCCCCCCCCCCCUUAGACAAGGGAACCACCUGCUGUGCCCACUUGUUUCAUUGUUUACAUCUCUUUCACCAGCGGGGAGGCUUUUGCUCAAAUAACAAAGGACAUCUGCAAGCAAGGACCUGUCAUCAUUUCAACGCAGCUGUACCUUCCUUUUUUUUCCUGGAAUUGAAUUCAACGAAGUUUCUGAACCCCCAGAUUGAAGAAAUAAUGAAAUUCACCGAUAUUGCCCAAGGGGGCAACGUCAAGAUGGUCACUUGUACUUGUAUUUAUUCUCUGUUCAGUGCAAGGAGAAGCGCCGUCCCAUAAGUCACCUUGAUGACGGCCUUUUUCUGACAAAAGAUAAGGGCCACUUUGGGCCAGGAGGUGGAGAGCCGUACCUCCUUUUCCAUCCGCUCUUGCCCGCUGAGUUCAACUAUUUAACACAGUUCUCCAACCCUCCGGACUUUCAAGAUGGAGCUAUUCUUCAACCCUUUUGACAACUUGGUGUGUAUCCUGCUGGGCAUCUCCUUCACCGUGUGGUUCACCCUGCUGCUGGUCUUCAUUAUCGUGCCUGCCAUCUUUGGAGUGUCCUUUGGCAUCCGGCGUCUUUACAUGAAAACCUUGUUAAAGAUCUUUGAGUGGGCCACACUUAGGAUAGAGAGAGGAGCAAAAGAAAAGAAUCACCCCUUGUACAAACCCUACUCAAAUGCUAUCAUUGCCAAGGAGCCCACCUCUUUGGAGGAGGAGAUCAAGGAGAUCCGGCGGAGCGGCAGCAACAGAGACCUGGACUCAGCCCCUGAGUUCGAGAUGUCUGACAUCUUCUAUUUUGCUCGGCGAGGAGUGGAGAGCAUCAUGGAUGAUGAGGUGACCAAGCGGUUCUCUGCUGAGGAGUUGGAGUCCUGGAACCUGCUGACCCGCAGCAACAACAACUUCCACUACAUCAGCCUGAGGCUGACCGUCCUAUGGGGGCUGGGCCUGCUGAUCCGCUACGGCUUCCUGCUGCCUCUCAGGGUAACCCUUGCCUUCACUGGUGUAGGCCUCCUUGUGGUCCUCACGUCUGUUGUCGGGCUGCUGCCGAAUGGAAGGAUAAAAAACUUUCUGAGUGAGAAAGUCCAUUUGAUGUGCUACAGAAUAUGUGUCAGAGCGCUGACUGCCAUUAUAACCUACCAUGACAGUGAGAAUAAACCCAAGAAUGGGGGGAUCUGUGUCGCCAACCACACCUCGCCCAUUGAUGUCAUCAUCUUGGCUAGUGAUGGCUGCUAUGCUAUGGUUGGUCAAAUUCAUGGUGGCCUGAUCGGGGUCAUUCAGAGAUCCAUGGUCAAGGCCUGUCCACAUGUCUGGUUUGAACGCUCAGAAGUGAAAGACAGACAUCUAGUGGCCAAAAGAUUGAGUGACCACAUAGAAGAUAAAACUAAACUACCCAUCCUCAUUUUCCCAGAAGGUACCUGCAUCAACAACACAUCAGUUAUGAUGUUUAAGAAGGGAAGUUUUGAGAUUGGUGCCACAGUCUACCCUGUGGCCAUUAAGUAUGAUCCCCGAUUUGGGGACGCCUUCUGGAAUAGCAGCAAGUUUGGAAUGGUCAACUACCUGUUACGUAUGAUGAGCAGCUGGGCCAUCGUUUGCAGUGUGUGGUACCUUCCUCCCAUGUCUAGAGAGGAGGGUGAGGAUGCUGUACAGUUUGCCAACCGUGUAAAGGCAGCCAUAGCCAGGCAAGGUGGACUAGUGGACCUCCUGUGGGACGGAGGGCUGAAACGAGGAAAGGUAAAAGAUACCUUUAAAGAAGAGCAGCAGAAACUGUACAGUAAAAUGCUGGUGGGCACCCAAGAGGACCGGAGUCGCUCCUGAAGGACCUGUGUAGACGUGGACUGGCUCAGAGACCCACUAGGGCGCCUCUGACUAAAUAAGCAGUCAGCAGGGCUCUCUUCCUCCCUACUGGAGCUCCUGGACUGGAAAAUUCCCUCUCUGAUGUCAACAGUACUCCAUUUGGCUUCCUUGGUCACUGCCUCAGCUUGGCAUGUUCAGUUUGCAUCGCUGUAACGGGUCAUUCUGAGUCUGCUGCCCUUUUGUUGGAAAAGCUCGACUGAAGCCUUGCUUGCAUUAUAAUGAAAGUAAGGUGCACACAGUACAGGAGCAUUGUCUUCCUUGGUGGCAGUCUUUUGAGGGAAAACUUGUAUUAUUAUCUAUCAUUGAGUUCCUGUCUUUGUUGGAUAGUUUUAACUUUUUAAUUUUCAUUUAACUGUCAUGUUUGUAUCACGCUGUGGGAAAGUUACAAACCUGGGAUGUAGAGUUACUGUAGAUUUAAAAAAAAAAGAAAACUAGUUUGUUUUAAAGCUGAAACCUGAGUUUGGGUUUUGCAUGACUGGCUCUUGUGCCCGUGAUUUAUGGCACAGUGCCAGAUUUUGUUACAUUUCAGAUAUUUUUAUGGGCUUUUUCCAAGAGAAAAAAAUUCUUGUAUUUUAAGCUUUGUGUUUUACAUUAAGACUUGUAUCAACACAUGUGGUCACUAUAGGAAUUACAUUGCAGAUGAGCUCUCGUUAUGUUGUCCGUUUCUGUGUUUUUCCACGGAAUGUGUAAAUCCUCACAUUAUGAAGUGGAAAUUGUGCACCCAGUUAGUCUGAUGGAGGUUUAUGGAUUGAGGCAUAUACUAAUGUUCCAGCUAAUAAUGCAGCAUAACUGGAGUAAAAGGGUUUUAUAGUCCAUUCAUUAAGAAUUUAUUUGGGAUGCUUUUAGCAUUAAGGCCCUAUGGCACAGGUAGUGAUGUAAGAUAACGACCAUCACAACUGGUCACCUGACUAAAACAUAGUUAUAAUGACAAUUAGCUGAUACAUGUUCAUACUAAUACACCUCCUAACAGGCAUCAUGUUUUCAUUGCCUUCCUCCUUGAGCGGUGACCAUCUUGCCUAAUUUAUUUUAAGUAAACUCUCAAAUUUAUUGUCUUUAUCCCCCCCCCCCACUUCAUCAACGAACUUUCUCCUACUUGGCAGCCUCUUCAGGGAGGUUUAAAGGAGAGACAGAGUGCAGCUGUAGUUUGGACUCUCCGUUAGGCUGGAGUUGAGGAACAUGGUGUGCAGCUUUCAGGGGGUUUCUCCCUGAGGCUCUCAUCCAUCUAAUUUGCUGUUAUCAGGGAUAGUCGUUUAGACUGUCAAAUCUGUUCAUCAAAAUAAAUGUUCAAGAAUGUGACUA